AUGUCAAAAUAUUCGUUGUCAACUCCAAAACAUUCAUUAUUUAAAUCCGACGAUGAAAUUGAAACCUCUCCAACGGGUGGAAAGUUUAAAAAGAAAUAUAUUAUUAAUGGUAUAAAUAAUACAUCUUCAAGUAAUCCGAUAUCUCAACAACCAGUGGUUCCCGCAAAUAUACUGGGACACAAUAAUAAGAACACAACAGAAGGAAUAAAACCAGAAAAUAACAAUUAUUUUAUGACUGAUCACAGUGUAUCACAGUCUGUUAUUGGUAGUAUCAGUGUACCUAAUCUUACUGCACCAAAUAAUGAAUUGGAAGCAGAAUAUGAUGCAUUAAUGAAACAAAAGCACUCUAGUAAUGUUUCAUACGACUUUAGAAACGAAAUUGUUGGUGGAAAGGCUUUAAACAGUCAAUCGAAAAAAUCUGGAAAAAGAAAAGGUAAUUUAAUUUCUACCGAAAAAAACGACGAUAAAGGAUUCAAGAAUACAAUGAAAAAUACUAUGCGCAAAACUUCUACCUUUUUCAAAAAACUCGGUAAUAAGCAAAAUGCCGAUAAUCAAUCACAGCAGAGUACUCGUCUGCCUCUUCCUGAUUUUCAGGAUUCUAAUUCACAUUCACAAAGUCCAUCUUCAGAAGGGCCUCAAAAUGCGCCUUCUUCUACAGUAAAUGCCAUUGAUAUAUCAAUUUCAAAUGAACUCCAUCUCAACACAAAUGACGACACCGUCUCGACAGAUAGUGAAUCUAAUAAUGAUCUCCAUGAAUUUCUGCAGAAUACUAUUGCAGUAUAUGCUAAUUUACAAGCUGAUGAUGAAAAUCAUAGAAAGUCUGGAUUAUAUCGUAUGUCUUUACUAGGUGGAAAUAAAAGUGUUCCCGACAAUAUUGGAAGAAACUACGAAUGGAAUGAACAAACCUUAAAUAAUAAAAACGAAAAUAUACAUUUAACAAAUGAGGAGUCAUUUCAAGAAUAUUCAGAUAGAAGAGACAGUAGUAACACAUUUAUGAGCUUGCCAAUUAUAAAGAGUGAAAAGAUGAAGGCUGAAUCCAAACAAGUAAUGGACGUUAUGACAGCUGCUAAUUUGGAAAAAGUUAAAGAAGAAGAUUCCGAAGAUACAUCUAUAAGUCGAAAGAAGUAUACUACAAAAGUUAUUGUAAGCAAAAGCAGCUCUAAGAGUUCUUUUAGAGAGUCGACUAAUUUUGAUAAAAGAUCAUUGAAGACUAAUGUAGAUCAAAAGGGGUUGUUAGUGAAACAAAAUAGACCGGAGAGCGCAUCAGGUACGAAUUCGUGUCUCAGUCCAAGUACAAUACCCAAGAGACCGGAUAAAAAAUUACCGGAUAUACCAAAAUCUAUCCCAAAAUCUGAGUCUUAUGUACACUCUCAUAUGCAACAAGCUUCUAGCAUUACAAGCUCCUAUUAUGAAACUGCUAGUGACUCAACUACGACUCUUCAUACCGCUCCGCCUUCUCCAAUAACUGAUGUAACCGAUGGAACUCCCAAAAUACAAGUAGAUGAUUUUGUUCUGUCUGAAAGUUCUAUAAACAAUAUCUUUGAUGAUGGAAAUCUUCCACCACGGGUUCCGAAAAAAAAUGAGGAUGAAAUAUUAUGGGCGGAAGCGAGAAUUGCUGCUAAAAAAUGUUUCCAUGAAGACGAAACAUUCAUAAAGAAGGAGGAUAUUACAAAGUAUUUAGGUGGACAUGAAUUAAUAAAUUCAAGAGCAUUAAAAUGUUAUAUGGAUUAUUAUGAUUUUUCUAAUUUAAGACUAGAUGUAGCCUUUAGACGAUUAUGUGGAAAGUUGUAUAUUAAAGCUGAAACACAACAAUUAGAUCGUAUAUUAGAAGGUUUUUCAAUACGAUACUGGGAAUGCAAUCCAAAAACUAUUUAUGGUAGCUCUGACGUAGUUCAUGCAGUUGCAUAUUCUAUCCUGCUGCUUAACACUGAUCUUCAUGUUGCCCAAGUGGCUAAUAAAAUGUCACGUUCUCAGUUCGUACGAAAUACAAUGGCAACUAUAUAUCAUGCUCAGGCUACCAUAAUUGCACAGAAUAACAACGAAUCUUAUGAAGACGAUCAAAGUACGAUAACAUCUGUCGAGACAAGUACAACUGGGACAUCUGCUACAGCGCGCCCUAGACGUAGUGGAAGUAUAAAAAGUUGGCGUAGUAAUCCAAAUUCUGGCUUAACCAACUUGUCAUUUGCGUCACGUCAAUUUAAUUCGGAAAUUGAAAGUCUUUUAAAAGAAAUGUAUUCAGCAAUAAAAUCAAAUCAGAUUUUACAACCGGUCUUAUCGUCGGAUAAAGUUGUUAUUGAACCAUCAAAUACACUUUCACCAGGCUUACAUCGUAGCAUGAGUCUUACAGGUCAUCCAAAUACAAGAAUAAAUGCUCUCAAGAAAGGUCUAUCUGCAGGAAAUGUAAAGGGUCGUAAAAAUAAUGCUAACGGAAGAAUUUCUCCAAGCCCCAGUAGUGUUAGUGGAGGUAGUGAUUCAAGCAUCGGGAUUCAGUUCGAUAGCUUAAAUCGAUCGGGUAGUUCACAAACUCUCCCAACAACAACAUCAUCCUUUUCAUUACGACAUGCAUCGUCUUCCGAAACAAAUUCUAUGAUACCUGAAAUGAUUGACGAACAUGAUGAUACUGAUGACCGAGCUUCUAUUGCAGAUUCGGUUUCGACUACUGAAUCUUUGGAAUUAUAUCUAUCUGGUGCACCUUACGCUAAAGAAGGAUUAUUGGUCAGAAAACAUUACUGGGAGUCAACCAGCAAGAGAUCAAAGGACAAGGGUUGGAAGGAGUGUUUUGUUAUUGUUGAGAAGGGUGAUAUUAAAAUGUAUAAAUUUGAAACUAAUUCUUCCAAUAGUUCUAUGAGCACCGGCGUUGUUGGAGGUGGAAAUUGGAUGUCAAGUGCUAUUUUAAUGGGUGAAGUUAAUCUUCGUCAUACUAUUACAAAUGCAUUACCACCACCCGGUUAUAAUCGUUCUCGUCCUCAUGUAUUUGCGCUUUCUAUGCCAAAUGGAGGUCUUUACUUUUUCCAAGCGGGAACUGCUGAACUCGUAAAUGAAUGGGUUGUUACAUGUAACUAUUGGGCGGCAUGUAAAAGCAAAGAACCCUUAACGGGCGGAGUAAGCAGUAUGGAAUAUGGAUGGGGACGAUGUUUAGGAUCUGUUCUUGAUGGUGGAGAGGAUUUGGAAGAUGGUAAAAGUGUUAUGAGUGAUGGUCGUAGUAUAAUGAGUGGUAAUUCUACGCAUGCAAGUGAUCGAAUUGUUGUUAGUGAAUGGAAAGCACCGUUACCACCCACAGUAUCAAGUAAUUUUGAUGAGGAGACACAAUUGGCAGCCCUGAAAAAAUAUAAAACCGACCUUGAGAAGGAAUUGGAAGAGCACAAAAAUUUUUGGGAACCAAUGACGAAACUGUUUCACCCAAAGUCAUCAAAUUAUACAAAAGCAUUUUCAAAUUGGGAAAAGAAAUCUAAAUGGUUAUUGUAUGAAAUCGUUAAAUACACAACAUAUAUUGAAUGUAUAAAUAACUCUAUUAGUCUUCGUGCAGAAAGAAGAAAAGAAAAAGAGAAAUCAAAAAACGAAAGUAACAAUUCUUUAGUACAAACGAUAGAUGAAGAAACAAAAAAAGAGAAAAAAAGAGCAGAAUUAAGAACAAAAGCAAGACAAUCCGUAAAAUUAUUUCAUAGAGCUACAUGGACGCCAGGAGAUGGAAUUGGUUUAAAUUUACCAAAAGAAUUGUUAUUUGGAGGAAUAUUAAGUAAUUUAGAAGAGGAAGAUGAUAAUGAAAAUCUUAUACCAGAAAAUUCUUUAGAUAGAUUAAAUGGUAAAAUGAAAUCUUCUACAUAUCCACUACCAUAUGAUAAGAAAGUUAUUAUUGAAGAUGAAAAAAGGAUUGGAGAAUUUAAUACUAAUAUAGAUUAUGAAGUAGGACAUAAAUGGGUUGAUAGAUUUGCUUAA
Rhizophagus irregularis DAOM 181602=DAOM 197198 is the source of this 3936-nucleotide messenger RNA. The record is from RefSeq and is a predicted model, not a curated record. NCBI's taxonomy places the organism in Eukaryota, Fungi, Glomeromycota, Glomeromycetes, Glomerales, Glomeraceae.